This is a messenger RNA of Daphnia pulicaria, 3237 nucleotides long. RefSeq names its product lysosomal alpha-mannosidase-like. The record is from RefSeq and is a predicted model, not a curated record. Gene Ontology annotation, cellular component: lysosome. Gene Ontology annotation, biological process: mannose metabolic process. The transcript is spliced from 20 exons. Lineage: Eukaryota; Metazoa; Arthropoda; Branchiopoda; Diplostraca; Daphniidae. Gene Ontology annotation, molecular function: alpha-mannosidase activity; carbohydrate binding. The coding region runs from base 327 to 3152 and encodes 941 amino acids.
CGCCAGGGGGUUAGUCAGUGCCAUUUCUGUAACGAAGGGGAAAAGUCAACUGGCAGCAGCAGCAGCAGCAGAGGAACGAUGAGUAAUAAGGAAAGGCGAAAGAUGGAUCGGCUAGUCGUGGCAUCCAUCAGCAGCAGUCUGAUGCUGCUGGUCGUGGCCGGACUCGUUCAUCCGUCAUCGGGCGGCAUCACCACUACCAGCAGGUCGACGUCGUGCGGUUACCAGAGUUGCCACGCUACGAAACCUGGCUUCAUCAACGUCCACCUAGUGCCACACACUCACGAUGACGUCGGCUGGCUCAAGACGGUCGACCAAUAUUACUACGGAUGUACGCUCGCACCGGGAUCCAAAAAGCUGGCGUCCAGUACAUCCUGGACAGUGUCGUCGAAGAAUUACAGGCCAAUCCCGAACGCAGAUUCAUCUACGUGGAAAUGGCUUUCUUCUGGCAGUGGUGGGAGGAGCAGGAUGAAUCGACGCGGGACGUUGUGCGUGAUUUGGUGAGCCAAGGGCGUCUCGAGUUCAUCAACGGCGGCUGGUGCAUGAACGACGAAGCUACAACUCAUUACGUCGACAUUAUCGAUCAAAUGUCUCUAGGCCUCAGCCUUUUGAACGACACGUUCGGAGAGUGCGGCCGGCCUCGAAUCGCUUGGCAGAUUGAUCCUUUUGGCCAUUCCAGGGAGCAGGCUUUUAUCUUCUCUCAGAUGGGUUACGACGGCCUCUUCUUCGGUCGCUUGGAUCACGAAGAUAAGAAGCAGCGCAUGGCUGCCAAAACUAUGGAGAUGGUCUGGUCCAGCAGCAGUCUCGGCCAAACCGGUUGGCUCUUCACGGGCGUCAAUUACAAUUUAUAUCAACCGCCUCCGGGAUUCUGUUUUGACAUUUUGUGCAGCGACUUGCCCGUGAUUGACAACCCCAAAUCCAAAGAGUACAACGUCGAUCAGCGGGUAACUGAAUUUCUCAAUUACUGUCAACGACAAUCGGAGGCCUACGCCACCGAUCACAUUUUGUUGACGAUGGGAGGCGAUUUCACGUACCAGGAUGCCAACGUCUGGUACAAGAACAUGGACAAGCUCAUCAAGUACGCCAACGAGCGGCAAACGAACGGCUCUCGUUUUAACCUGCUGUAUUCCACGCCGAGCUGCUACGUCAAGUCUCUGAACGGCGUCAAGAAAUCGUGGCCACUGAAAACGGACGAUUUCUUUCCUUACGGCAGCGACGCCCAUUCUUACUGGACGGGCUACUUCACUUCACGCCCAGCCUUUAAAUACAUGGUCCGCCAGGGCAGCAACCUCCUCCAGGCCUGCAAACAAAUGGAUUCGGCAUUGUCGUGGAGCGGGUCGACCAAUCAAGGCGACGUCAACGUCAUGAAACGGGCCAUGGGCAUCGCCCAACAUCACGACGCUGUCAGCGGAACUGAGAAGCAAGCCGUGGUCCAAGAUUACCAGGGCCGGCUGCACGAGGGCGUGGUCGAAUGUCAGAAAACGCAGGCCUCGUAUUAUCAGAGUCAGCUGCCCAUUUUGGGCCGGCCACUGCCGGACGUCAAGUUCUGCCAGCUCAACGUCAGCCAGUGUGACGUCUCGGAGACCAGCGGCCGAUUUGUGGUCAACAUUUACAACUCUUUGGCCAGGCACGUCGACAAAUAUGUCCGCAUUCCAGUAGCUGGUGGAGACUCUUACCAAGUCCUCGACCCUGACGGUAAAGUGGUGGAUUCGCAGUUGAUUCCAAUUUCACCUCAAGUUCAGGCUCUUCCUGGACGGACAAGCUCAGCCACAGAAGAGCUGGUAUUUUUAGCCGCCCAGUUGCCACCUAUUGGUUCAAAAUCCUACUAUGUCGAACGGGACUCCAAGCACCGCCGGCGCCAUUCGUUCAAAUCCAAAUCACAGCGAUUGGUUCCCGGCGAGGACCACAUCAUCACCACUGACAAAGUGAAGGUGAGAGUUGAUGGGACAACGGGACUGCUGAGUUCGGUGACGGUCAACGGCGAAGAAUAUUUCGUCCAGCAAGAGUUCCUUUGGUAUCCGGGAUACAACGGCGAUAACGAAUCGGCCGACCGGAGAUCAUCGGGCGCCUACAUCUUCCGGCCGAACGGAACUGACGCUUUUCCAAUGAGGCGGACAAUGACCGCCGCCAUUAUCACCGCAGUCUACACCGGUCCACUGGUCCAGGAAAUUCACCAGUUUUACGAUUCCUGGGUGAGUCAAGUCAUCCGCAUUUACCGAGGCCAGGAGCAUGUGGAAUUGGAUUGGGUCGUCGGUCCUGUUCCGGUGAGCGACAAAAUUGGAAAGGAAGUCAUAAGUCGCGUGACGACGACCAUUUUACAGAGCGACGGGACUUUCUACACGGAUUCCAACGGUCGCCAGACAUUGAGACGCGAACUGGACGCUAGAGAGUCUUACACCUAUACGCCAACCGAGCCCGUCUCGGGCAAUUACUACCCCAUCAAUUCUCACCUUUUCAUCCGAGACCCAGUGGGGGAGCAGCAGGCCACCGUCCUGGUCGACCGCUCCCAGGGAGGGUCUAGUCUGAUUGGCGGAUUGAUCGAACUGAUGGUGCACAGACGACUGCUCCGCGACGACUCGUUUGGCGUGGACGAGCCCCUUGACGAGACGGCCUUUCAGCAGGGCCUUGUCGUCCGCGGAUCGCACUAUCUGAUCCUCAGCGACGGACCCAGUUCGGCCGGCAGAUAUCGACCUUUGGCGCAACAGAUUUACAAGCAACCGCAACUCUCCUUUAUCCCCACAACGCUGACCUUUGUUGACUGGAGGAGACUCUACAAAACUCAACAACAAUUAAUCAGCCGGGAAUUGCCGGAAAAUGUCAAUCUGCUGACGCUGGAGAAUCGGUCAGACGGAUCUUAUCUGAUUCGAUUGGAACAUAUCUACGACGUUGGAGAGGAUAAAGUCUUAUCUGAACCAGUCACUGUUUCCCUUAAAGACCUUUUCCCUGGAUUCGCCAUCACGUCCGCUGAAGAAACGAUCCUAGGAGGGAAUCAAUUGAAAAAAGAUUCUCAACGUUUGGUGUGGCACUCGUCGUCGGAUAAACAAACGAAUGUCCGCUCUUCCCACUCUGAUGAAUUCCCGGACUUGGACCUCCAACCCAUGGAGAUACGCACUUUUAUUUUGAAUCUCGUUCGUGACAAUCGACUGGAUAAAUAGGCUAGUUUUCUUUUUCUCCUGAGGAAUUGCAUAUUUUAACUUUUUGUUUUUACUUUGAUCAAUACAUCGAAAAUCGGUACCACAA